AUGGCGCCGACCGAGAGCAGCGCCGAGGUGCGAACAUCGAAAUACUCCUGGAACGGCGAGCAAAAACAGCCGCAUGGUCAACCAGUGCAGAUCGUCUGGAGGAAUGUGGUUUUCAUGUCUCUUCUGCACCUCGGGGCGGUCUACGGGUUAGUCCUCCUCCCUCAGGCCCAUAUAUACACUGCCGUGUGGGCGAUAUUGCUUCACUACUUCAGCGGUGUUCUGGGGAUCACGGCAGGGGCACACCGACUGUGGGCACACCGGACCUACAAGGCCAGGCUCCCGCUCAGAGUAGUCAUGGCUAUGGCUAACUCAGUAGCAUUCCAGAAUCAUAUUCACGAGUGGUCACGUGACCAUCGGUGCCAUCACAAGUACUCGGAAACGAACGGCGAUCCCCACAAUGCCUCGCGCGGGUUCUUCUUCUCCCACUGUGGUUGGCUCCUGGUCAGAAAGCACCCGGAUGUCAUCGCCAAGGGCAAACAGAUCGACCUGAGCGACUUGGCGGCUGACCCUGUCGUCAGAUUUCAGAAAAGGUACUACUUGCCGUCCGUCCUGUUGCUGUGCUUUACUCUCCCUACGGUCGUCCCGAUCCUGGCGUGGCGGGAGAGCCUGACUAACGCCUUCUGCAUCGCCGUGCUGUCCCGUUACGUCCUCACGCUGAACGCCACCUGGCUGGUGAACAGCGCAGCGCACCUGUGGGGAACCCGGCCGUACGACCGCUCCAUCCGCCCCGCGGAGAACCGCUUCGUGUCGUCUGUAGCGGGCGGCGAAGGUUGGCACAACUACCACCACACCUUCCCCUUCGACUACGCCACCGGCGAGCUGGGCUGGAGACUCAACAUGACCACCGUGUUCAUAGACCUGAUGGCGUGGGCCGGACUGGCGUACGAUCUCAGGACAGCGCCACCUAGCGUCGUCAGGGCCAGGGCGUUACGGACAGGGGACGGGACGUGGGGGGAGCAAUACUGA
This is a messenger RNA of Branchiostoma belcheri (Belcher's lancelet), 966 nucleotides long. RefSeq names its product acyl-CoA desaturase-like. The coding region runs from base 1 to 966 and encodes 321 amino acids. The record is from RefSeq and is a predicted model, not a curated record. The transcript has 5 exons. Gene Ontology annotation, molecular function: iron ion binding; stearoyl-CoA 9-desaturase activity. Gene Ontology annotation, cellular component: endoplasmic reticulum membrane. Gene Ontology annotation, biological process: unsaturated fatty acid biosynthetic process. Lineage: Eukaryota; Metazoa; Chordata; Leptocardii; Amphioxiformes; Branchiostomatidae.